Messenger RNA from Salarias fasciatus (jewelled blenny), 1673 nucleotides. It is a transcript of the gene rsph4a, whose product is annotated as radial spoke head component 4A. Gene Ontology annotation, biological process: cilium movement involved in cell motility; cilium assembly; axoneme assembly. Gene Ontology annotation, cellular component: axoneme; radial spoke. The transcript is spliced from 7 exons. Bases 11 to 1471 code for a protein of 486 amino acids. The record is from RefSeq and is a predicted model, not a curated record. Lineage: Eukaryota; Metazoa; Chordata; Actinopteri; Blenniiformes; Blenniidae.
CAGAAACACCAUGGAGGACGCCGCUGCUUUCAAAGCUUUCCUCAUGAAGCAGGACGGACCGAACCUUUACGAGCCGCUGAGCCGGCUGCUGGUCCGAGUGAUGGACGAGCAGCCGCACAGCGCCGCGGAGAUGCUGGACGAGUUGCUUGAAGAGCUGAGGUCCGGGUCCGGGUCCAGAUCAGGGCCCAGGGGUGACAGAGAACCCCCACAGAGGGCUGCAAUGGAGCGGCUGGCUGAGCUGCAGAAACCCCUCUUUACCAAGCCCGAGGACCCGCAGGAGGUGGACACCCCUCUUCCCAACGUGAGCAAGAUCUCCUUCUACCUGGAGCAGGCGGGGGUGGGCCUGGGCCAGGUGGAGACCUUCAGGAUCAGUCUGGCCAUCAGGCAACUGGUGGAGUCAGAGGCCUUGCCCCGCUGCCGCCUGUGGGGCAAAAUCCUGGGCACCCGGGGCAGCUACAUUGUGGUGGAGGCCGAGUACAGAGAUGGGGAGCAGGACGACGAGCCGGACCCAGAGGAGGAGGACGAGCCAGGCCAAGACGAGCAAGGGCCGGACUCUCAGGACCAUGAAGGCCUUCCGCAGCCCGCGUACAGACCUCCGCCGGCGGUGCCCAGAGAGGCGGUGGGAACCGGCGCCAACAGGUUCAUGUACUACGUGUGCUCAGAGCCGGGCCUUCCCUGGGUCAAGUUGCCCCCGGUGACCCCCGCGCAGGUCACCGCCGCACGCUCCAUCUACAAGUUGUUCACGGGGAACCUGGACAGCCCCGUGGUCAGCUACCCGCCGUUCCCCGGCAACGAGGCCAACUACCUGCGGGCUCAGAUCGCCCGGAUCUCGGCCGGCACGCACGUCAGCCCGCAGGGCUUCUACCAGCUCGGGGAAGACGAGGCCUGCGAGCCCAACCCGGACUUCGAAGACGUCCAACCUGCCCUGAUGUGCGACCUGUCGGCCUGGGUGCACCACAUGCCGCACAUCCUGCAGCAGGGCCGCUGCACUUGGGCGAACCUGUCUGGGAAACGAGGGGACGACUCCAACGAGGAGGGAGAAGCUGAAGAGGAGGAGGAAGAGCCGGAGGAGAUGGGACCCCAGCUGCUGACCCCGCUCUCCCUGGAUGCAGAAAUGUUCGGUGUCCCCCCUUGGACCUGCAGACUGUCCUCCACACUUGUCCCCCAGCAUGCCGUGGCUGUGCUGCGCUCGAACCUGUGGCCCGGAGCGCACGCGUACGCCAGUGGCAAGAAGUUUGAGAACUUCUACGUGGGGUGGGGUCUGAAGUACUGCGGGGGAGGGGGCUUCAGCCCGCAGGCCCCGCCCCCCCCACAGACCGAGUACCCCGAGGGCCCCGAGCUGGCCGAGGUCCCCGAUCCCUCCCUGGAGGACGAGCAGGCUCUCAGGGACGCGCUGGAGGAGCGACACUUAUCUCCAGGCCUCGACGAGGACGACGAUGAAGAGGACGACGAGGACGACGAAGACAACUGAAAAAAAAAGUCCGGUUCAUCCUCCGAUCACACCUUUAAUAUUGUCUCUACAAGAGUCAGUUUAACACAAGGAUCCCAUUUAACGUUACUCAUUAAUGUCCACUGGUGUCUAGAAAAGUUUCUCCAUCUGCUUGUUUUGUUUUGUUUUUUUCUGAUCCACCUUCACCGGAGCCACUCACAUCAACCCUGCUGGAAACCACUGA